UAUUUGUGGGGCCACCUUAAUUCAUUUUGAAGUUAAAGACAGCUUUAUAGGCACGGUUUUGUUAGUAUGGUGACUGUUACUCUGCCGGUGGUCGGUUACGUCGUGGUGGUCAGCCUGGUACUCGUAACGGGUGCUCCCACUUUUGAUUUGGCAGACAGUUAUACAAAUGUCAGAUUAGGUCGUCAUCUUUUCGUUGGCACGUUCGAUUGUUGGUGGAAUGACUGCGAUUUAUCUAGUGAAGAAGAUGUGCCAAUCAAUUCUCACCCCAAAGGCCCCAUCAUUAACAACAAAGUCGUAGUUUCAGUCAAUCAGAGUUUAUCAGGAUCUCCUCCUGUCAUUGUAGUUGGACCUCCUGGUCCUCCGGGUCCUAUAGGUCCUACUGGUCCUACGGGUCCUACUGGUCCUACUGGUCCUAUAGGUCCUACGAGUCUUCCUGAUUCUAAUGGAGCUCCUGGUUCCACUGGUCCUCUUAGUCCUGCUGGUCCUUCUGGUCCUCCUGGUCCUCCAGGUCCUUCUGGUACUCCCUAGUAGGAAACUAAGGUGGAGACUUCGAAAGCAUUCAAAAGGAGAUUUUCAAUAUAUCGUAACAAUACGAAAAAUUCUCAUAACAAUUCUUCAUAUAUGCAAUCUGUUUUAUCUUAUUCAUCACUAACAUAUCAGUUGUUCUUUAUAGAAGAAUGUGCAAAAUAUAUUAUUAUCAUAAUAAAAUCUUAAUUUUUUACAAAGUUGAAAUUAAAAAAACGACAUGAUAAUCAUCAUGGGAUAUGGUUCUAUUGAGAUUGUUGAAAAAUUUCAGUCUGUAUCUGAAACUGAAUGAAAUAAUGAUCUGCUUGAAAAACACAAUAAAAUAGUCAAUGCGUAUCAA
This is a messenger RNA of Leptinotarsa decemlineata (Colorado potato beetle), 865 nucleotides long. RefSeq lists its product as uncharacterized. Lineage: Eukaryota; Metazoa; Arthropoda; Insecta; Coleoptera; Chrysomelidae. The record is from RefSeq and is a predicted model, not a curated record.